CCUCAACUAAAAUGGCGACCGUAGUCGCUUCACUAACGCGUGAACGGUACCUGGGAGGCUUCCGGCGUCGGGCCGCAGAGCAAGACGGGAAACGAUUUUAAACUGAGGCGGCGGCUGAGGAGGCUCGGUGGCCGUUCUCAAAGGCGGGGUGUCAGAGCUGGCCCUCCGAAGGGCUCCGGUGGAGAGGGGCGAGUUGUGACCCCCUGCCCCUUGCUCCUCCCCUCCUCAGGCAGAAGCCGACUCCACAGGAGCGAGGGUCUCAGAGUGGGCGGUUGGUCGCGGAAAGGCCCCUCCCCGGGUGAAGUUGCCGGACGUCCGAAGACGCCGAGGUCUCCUCCCUGCGCGGUUUGUGUUCCUGGUGAGCCCACUUCUUGUGGAGCGAGAGGGAAUUUGGGAGAGCCAGCGGUGCCUCCGAACUCUCCCUUAGCUGCCGUUUUGGCGGCUUUUUUUUUUUUUUUUUUUGACUUAAGGGGAUUUUAGUGUCAACCUCAAAUUUAGGAACCAGACGAAGAAUGAUUCGUGAAGCCGGCAUGGGCGACAGCGUCAUCACGACAUUUUAUUGACCAUGGAUUCUUAUGAGUCAACUCCUCAGCACAUUGCAUCCUCAAGGCUUAAAGAUUACUUUAUAGGUGCCACCCCUUUGCAGAAACGAUUAGAAUCAGUCAGGAAGCAGACUUCAUUUGUCCCAACUCCACCUCGAAGGAAAAUUCCUCAGUGUUCACAAUUACAGGAAGAUAAUGAUCCUCAAAAUGUUGCAUUCCUUCUGCAUAAACAAUGGACUUUAUAUAGUUUAACUCCCCUAUAUAAAUUCUCCUAUACUAAUCUCAAAGAGUAUGCUAGUCUUCUGAGUGCAUUUAUUGCUGCUGAAAAGCAAAAAGGGCUUGCUGUGGAAGUGGGAGAAGACUUCAACAUCAAAGUGACUUUCUCUACUCUCCUAGGAAUGAAAGGAACACAAAGAGACCCUGAAGCAUUUCUUGUCCAGAUUCUGUCAAAAUCUCAAUUGCCAUCUGAGAACAGAGAACAUAAAGUGUUGUGGACUGGUUGGUUCUGCUGUAUAUUUGGAGACAGUCUUCUGGAGACUGUUUCAGAAGAUUUUACCUGUGUCCCCUUAUUCCUUGCAAAUGGAGCAGAGACGAAUACAGCCAUAGUAGGAACCUGGUUUCAGAAAACUUUUGAUUGUUAUUUCAGUCCCUUAGCAAUCAAUGCAUUUAAUCUUUCCUGGAUGGCUGCUAUGUGGACUGCAUGCAAAAUGGACCAGUAUAUGGCAGCUACUGAAUUUCUUUGGUCUGUACCCUGUAGCCCUCAAAGUCUGGACAUUUCUUACGCCAUACAUCCAGAGGAUGCAAAAGCUUUGUGGGACAGUGUCCACAAAACACCUGGGGAAGUUACUCAGGAAGAAGUUGACCUAUUCAUGGACUGCCUAUACUCACAUUUCCAUAGGCAUUUCAAAAUUCAUUUAUCAGCCACAAGGUUGGUCCGUGUUUCCACAUCUGUAGCUUCAGCACAUACUGAUGGAAAAAUAAAGAUUCUGUGUCAUAAAUACCUUAUUGGAGUCUUGGCAUACUUGACAGAACUGGCAAUUUUUCAAAUUGAUUAAAGUCUUGUGGGGACUAUAAAUGAUGGAUUAUAAUACUUUUUUCUCACUGAUUAUUUGCCUAAUUGCUAUACUGAGGGGGCCUGCAGGAGAAAUAUGCAUCUGUGUCUGCAUCUGUUUCCUCUUGGUGCCUUUGGGAUUGCCCAGAUUGAAUUCAGGAAGGAUCUAGAAGAACAAAGAAGGUGGUAGCGAAUGAAUCACAGCCAAGUGCUUGAUAAUAGUCCUGCUGAUCUGGGAUGCCAGUCUCUAGAAAAUGCUGAGUUAUUUUCUUGACCAUGUUUCUAAAAAAAUAUGUAAUGUUUUUUAUAUAAAAAUUUUAGGAUUCAAAUAAGUAAUCUCUAAUAUUGAGUAUUUCUGAUUCGGGUCUUUAAAACCUUCAGUUCCUUUUAAGCAUUUGAGAGUUGGAUCCUGAGAGAAUUUCUGUCUUCAAAAGACAUUUGGGUAGAUUUCACUGUAGAGAGUUGGCAAUCAAAAUCUUCUCCAAAGGAAACUAGAGAUUGAUAUACAUUUCUUAAAGCCACUAAUAUGCUUCUGUUUUUAAUACUUUUCAAUUAUUGUUGCAAUGUUGAAUUAAAUAUUCACUUUUAAAAUGAAGCAGUGUGUUUAUCAGUGUCAUGGUGACAGAUCUUUAAUUAAUGUCUCAGGAAUGAGAAAUUGUAGGCUUUGUCUCUAGCACAAAUGUUACAAGCCAACAAUUAUUUGGAAUCAUACAAAUAGUGGAGUUGAAAGGCACCUGUGAGCCUUUUUUGAGGGCAGAAAUUAUCUUUUACUUUCACAUCCCUGAUUUUGCUUUAACACAGUGCUUGGUAAAUAACUUCAGAUUAAGUGAAUGCAUUUUAACCAACUCUUCCAUUUUAUAGAUGCAAACUAUGAGAUUGAGCAAUUUAGGAGACUUGCCCAAGAUGCUAUAUCUAAAUUUCUUCUUUUAAUUUAUUGAGAAUAGGGAGGUUUUGUUUUACUUUAGAAACAAUGUUUUUAAAAACCUGUCCAAAAGAAAAUAACUUUCAUUUUAAAAAAAAAGUUUUUCUUGUUUUUUUAAAGAUUUUAUUUAUUUAUUCAUGAGAGACACAGAGAGGCAGAGACAUAGGCAGAGGGAGAAGCAAGCUUCCUGUGGGGAGCUUGAUGUGGGACUCGGUCUCAAACCCUGGGAUCAUGACCUGAACCAAAGGCAGACGCUCAACCAUUGAGCCACCCAGGCAUCCCAGUAGACUGUCAUUCUAAAAGUUUAACUUCUGGAAUGGGGUAUUAUUUUACAUAUACCACGAAUAGCAGAGAGAGUGGAAAAAGCAAGGGCUUUGGAGUCAGACAGUCAUUCAUUUAACUGAUAUUAAGCUCUUACAGUGUAUUUAGAAUUGUGUUGAGUAACAGGGACAUCAAUGAAGACAAAGAUCCUUAUCAUGUGGAAUUAUAUUCUAGUGGAGGGAGGCAAUAAAGAAAAUAAGGCAAUACAUUAUGGAAAGGGGUGACUUUAUACAGUUAUCAAAGAAGGUCUCUCUGAGGAAGUGACAUUUGAGCUGAGUCCUGAAUGAUGACAGCUAUAUGAAGAUGCAUGGAAGGGUAUGGUAGGCAGGUGAAAUGAUAAGAUCACAGGUCUUGACAUCGGUAAGAACUUGGCUUAUUUGAGGAAUAAAGGAAGUCUGUGUGGCUGGAGCAUAGUGAGUAAGGGUGGAGUAGUAUUAGAUGAAAUUGAAGAGAUUAUGCAGCAGAGACUUACUCCAUUGGUUAUGUCUCCCAGUUUUUGACUGGGCAUGUGGCUGUCCGGAAUAAAGACCUUUACGGGCCUUUCUCAGAGCUAGGUAUAGUCCUAUGACUAAGUUCUGACCCAUGGCCUCUGAAUGGAAGGGUCAUAUAGAGCUUCCGGGAAUCUUCCUUAAAAAGUAGGCAUGUACCCUUUGCCUUUUUCUUACUCUUCUUCCAUCUUUUCUGCUUGAAACACAUGUAAUGACUAGCCAUUCUUUUUGGUCAUGGGGAUGCAGGUCAGGUCAUAGGGGUUGGUAGAGCAUGGUCUGGAAGGAGUUUGUGCCUUGAGUAUUUCUUGAAGCUGAACCUCAUUGCCACCCUUGGGUGGUCUUCCUCUAAACUUAUGUAUCAAAGAAGUAACCUUUCUUUUUUUUUUUUGAGAGGGAGGCAUAUAGGGGCAGAGAGAGAAUCUUAAGCAGACUGCACCUCCAGCAUGGAGCCUGUCAUGGGGUUUGCUCUCACAACCCUGAGAUCAUGACCUGAGCUGAAAUCAAGGAUUAGUGCUUAACUGACUAAGCUACCCAGGUGUCCCAGAGAAGUAAUUUUUCAUUUUGUGUAAGCUAAUGUUAUUUUGUUAUUAGUCAAACCUAAUCCUGAUAGAAGGAGGCAGGAUCUACAUCAUCUUAAGUUUUUGUCAAUGCUGUAAAAAGACUGAAUUUUAUUCUAAAUGGAGUGGGAAGCCAUUGAAGUUUUAAGCAGGAGAGUAAUACUACCUAAUCUGUAUUUCUUAAGAUAUAAGGGAGAAUGAGUUAUAGGUGGAUAAGAGUGAAAGGGAAACAGUUAAAAGAUUGUUAGAAAUGGUACAACCUCUCUGUGGAGAAAUUAGCAAUAUCUAGCAAAAUUAUGUAGCAUUUACCCUUUGACCAGCAAUCCCACUUCUAGCAUUCUAUUUCCAAAACUUAGCAGCAAAGUAGAAAUGAAGCUUGUAUAAGGCUGUCUAUUGCAAUAGUAUUUGUAGUAGCAAGACAAAAAAUCGAAAUGCCUAUCAAAGGGGGAUUGCUUGAAUACAUUAUGGUGUUUGCUGUACAGUGAAUUACUGCUAUGUAACUAUAAAAAGGUUUGAGAAAGAUGUCUAAUACUGCCAUGAAGUGAUCUUGAUCUCUAAGAUACGUUGUUGAGAGAGCAACAUGUGGACAGUGUAUCUAUAGUAUGCUAUCUUUUAUGGAAGGAAUGGGUGAAAUAUGAGCAUGUGUAUUUCUUUAUGCUUCCAAAAAACAAUGGGAGGAUAAACCAAAAACUAAUAAAAGUGGUUACUAAUUUGGGGGAAGAAAGGAACUGGGUACAGGGGACAGGAAUGAAAGUUAAUACUUAUGUCCCUGUUUACAGUUUGUUAUGUAAGCGUUUUAUAUAAUUACAAAACAAAAUUGGAUCAAAAAGAAAAAGCAAUCCUUCAAAGUUGAAAACAUAAAAACUAUAUUAAGUUCAUAUGAUAAUCACUCAAGGGAUUAUUUUUAGUAUCUUUAAAUCCUAGUAUUUUGACUGUACAUUGUCAGCUUUAUCUUAGGAAAAGAAGAGUGGCAAAGGAAUGUAUGUUGUAUUUACAUUGUUAUUGGUAUUCCUUGUUAUUGGUAUUAUUGUUUUACCAUCGUUUGUAAUAAGAUAAAGCUUAAAACAAUGUUAUGAAUCAAGAGUUGGAGCAUAAUAGAAAAGCUACACAAUUAUAAAAUAAAGCUAAGUAGACACUAGGUGUUGUAUGUUGGCAAAUUGAAUUUAAAUUAAAAAAUGUAAAAAAAUGAAAAUAAAAUAAUGCUAAGUAGAAACAAUGUAAUGUUAAAUUUGAAUUGGAAAUAGCAGAGUGAACUGAUUUAUUUUCAAAAUGUAAAAGUUUUUAAUUUUGAUGGAAGUCCAGUUUAUCAAUUAUUUUCUUUUAUUUCUUAUGCCUUUGAUAUUAUGUCUAAGAAAUCAUUGCUUAAUCUGAGGUCCCAAAGAGUUAUUACUCUUAUGUUUUUCUAAGGAUCUUAUAAUCUUAGUUUUAAGUCUAGGUCUGUAAUCCAUCUUGAGUUUUUUAUAUAUGGGAUGAGGUAAGCAUCCAAAUCCAUCUUUUUGGAUAUGGAUAUUCAUUUAUUCUAGUACCAUUUAUUGAAAAGACCGUUUUCCCCUGUCACCUUUCUUAAAAAUCAUUUGGCAGUAGAUGAUUAUUUUUGGACUCUUAAUUCUGUUUCAUUGAUGUCAGUCCUUAUGCCAAUACCACACUGUCUUGAUUACUGUAGCUUUGUAGUGCAUUUUGAAAUCGGGGAAUGUGAGUCUUCUAGACUUUCCUUUUUUUCCAAGAUUGUUUUGGUUAUUAUGGGUCUUUUACAUUUUUAAAUAAUUUUAGGAUCAGCUGGUCAAUUUCUGUAAAAAAAAAAAAAUUAGCUGGGAUUUUGAUAGUUCCUGUGUUCAAUCUGUAGAUCAAUUUAGGGAGUACUGCCACCAUAAUAAUACUUAGUAUCUAAUAUAUGAACAUGGGAUAUAUUUCCAUUUAUUUCAAAAUUUCCUUCAACAGUGUUUUAUAGUUUUCAGCAUACAAAUAUUGCACUUUUUGGGUUAAAUUUAUUCCUAAGUAUUUAUUUCAUGGUAUUGAGGAUGGAAAGAAAUUUUUUCAAAAUAAGUGAAAGUUACUUUAUUUUGGAUAGGUAAGUAGCCAGGGAAUUUCCGAGUAGAGUUACAUGACCAUCCAUACUAGAUAGUGACAGUAAAAUUUUACGUUUUCUGUUUUUGAAGAUACACCUUUCAAAAAUAUGCUUGCACUUUUAUACUUUUGGAAUUGCUUUCUUAAUUUCAUUUUUGGAUUGUUUGUUGUAUAUAUUGCUCUUAUAUCCUGUGAUCUUGGCAAACUUGUUUAUCCUAGUAGUUUUUUCAGUGAAUUCCUUAGGAUUUUCUGAAAGACUCAUUAUCGUUUGUGAAUAAAGAGUUUUACUUAA
Molecule: messenger RNA, 6237 nt
Organism: Nyctereutes procyonoides (raccoon dog)
Lineage: Eukaryota; Metazoa; Chordata; Mammalia; Carnivora; Canidae
Gene: CENPL
Product: centromere protein L
Exons: 5
Coding region: 566-1597 (343 amino acids)
Source: RefSeq, a predicted model, not a curated record